AUGAGUACACGCACCAACCCCAACAUAGUCGUCACGGGUACCCCUGGCACAGGCAAGACCACACAUUGCGAGCUUUUGGCGGAACGCAUACCUUCCCUCCGCCACGUCUCAGUGAACCAAAUAGUUAAGGACAAAGAGUGCCAUGAAGGUUGGGACGAUGAGUUCCAAAGCUGGAUUGUCGACGAGGACAAGUUGUUGGAUGAGCUCGAGAAGGAGGUGGCAGACGGUGGCUGUAUUCUUGACUGGCAUGCUUGUGACCUCUUCCCACAGCGCUGGAUCGACCUAGUUGUCGUCCUUCGCACAGACAGCACCACACUCUACGACCGUCUCACUGCACGCAACUACCCAGAGGCCAAGCUCCAAGAGAACCUGGACACGGAGAUUAUGGAGGUCCUAUUGCAGGAGGCCAAAGACAGCUAUGACGAGGAGAUUGUGGUAGAAUUGAGGAGUGACGAAACGGAAGAGAUGGAUGCGAAUGUGGAGCGUAUUGAGGCGUGGGUGAAGCAAUGGAAAGAGGACCAUAGAGGCAAUGCACCGGCCCAAAACUAG
Molecule: messenger RNA, 549 nt
Organism: Emericellopsis atlantica
Lineage: Eukaryota; Fungi; Ascomycota; Sordariomycetes; Hypocreales; Bionectriaceae
Product: DUF1671 domain-containing protein
Exons: 2
Coding region: 1-549 (182 amino acids)
Cellular component (GO): cytoplasm; nucleus
Molecular function (GO): ATP binding; AMP kinase activity; ATP hydrolysis activity
Source: RefSeq, a predicted model, not a curated record